UCGGAUGUCGGGAACAACAAUAACCUAUCGAAGAGUCUUGCUCAGGCCAGCCUCCCGUGGUACGGCAUCGACUUCUGUAAUGGAUUGCCUAAUGGAAGGUUCUCUAAUGGCCCGGACCGUUGCCCGAUAUUAUAGGUUAGUGAUGACAUGGGACUUCCAAGGCCUCCGGCAUUCCUCGAUCCAACGCUAAACGAAGACGUUAUACUCGAAAAUGGAGUGAAUUACGCCUCCGGAGGUGGCGGGAUCUUGAACGAAACAGGAUCAUUUUUCGUCCAAAGAUUUAGCUUGUACAAACAAAUAGAGUUGUUUAAGGGGACACAAGAUCUUAUAAGAACCAAAAUUGGAGAUGACGAAGCUGAUAAGUUCUUCAAGAAAGCUCGAUAUGUCGUCGCCCUUGGAAGCAAUGACUUCAUUAACAACUAUUUAAUGCCCAUUUAUAGAGAUUCGUGGACUUACUCGGACAAAAGUUUCGUUCAAUAUUUAAUGGGAACUCUUCGGGACCAACUCACUGUGCUACACGGUUUAGGCGUAAGAGAGCUAAUGGUGUUCGGUUUAGGGCCGAUGGGGUGCAUCCCUCUUCAGAGAGUUUUGAGUUCAUCAGGCGAUUGUCAGGACAGGACUAACAAACUUGCCCUAAGCUUCAAUCAAGAAUCUAACAAACUCGUGACUGAAUUAUCGAGCCGCCUCCCCAACGCAACCUUCCGAUUCGGAGACGCUUACGAUGUUGUCAACGAUUUGAUCACCAAUCCGAACAAAUAUGGGUUUAGCAACUCGGAUUCACCGUGCUGCUCGUUUGGGAAGAUACGACCGGCUCUAACGUGUGUUCCAGCUUCGAUAUUGUGUAAAGAUAGAAGCAAGUAUGUGUUUUGGGAUGAAUAUCAUCCAUCUGACAAUGCUAAUCAGCUCAUUGCUAAUGAGCUGAUUAAAAAGCUUGGGUUUAAGCCUAUUAAUCAAACAGAAUAUUCCUCUUCCCCUGCACCAGCAAUUGCUCCAACUGCUAAUUAACGGUGAUUAAAAUUUAAGCAAGACCUAAUUUUCUCGAACGAUCCUUUUUUUUCAAAUCGAUAAUUCAGUGUUUCUUGAGGUUUAUUAAUUACCAUGUGAAAAUUCCCUUUUAUUUAUUUACUGAGAUUUUGUUCUAUAAAAUGUCAUGUGUUGUUUAGUUUAUUACAUGUGUUAUAUUUUGCUAAUUAUAGAAGUGGGACU
Messenger RNA from Erythranthe guttata (spotted monkey flower), 1206 nucleotides. The record is from RefSeq and is a predicted model, not a curated record. NCBI's taxonomy places the organism in Eukaryota, Viridiplantae, Streptophyta, Magnoliopsida, Lamiales, Phrymaceae.